Messenger RNA from Bursaphelenchus xylophilus (pine wood nematode), 1423 nucleotides. The record is from the annotation of a GenBank genome assembly. Lineage: Eukaryota; Metazoa; Nematoda; Chromadorea; Rhabditida; Aphelenchoididae.
AUGGCCAAAUUUCACUCCGCUGGCCUUGUUUUUGUCAUCUGCAUUUUCCUCCUGGCAUCGCUGUUGACCUAUCUCGUCCUGCAAGAAAGGCAGAAAGUAGCGCUGAGAUUUCAACGCGGAAACCUCGAUCUAACGAAUCAGCUGGCUUCGUAUGAAAAUUUCCAAAGAGUAAAACGUGAUUUUAUGUUUGCUAGUGGCGCCAAUGAGUCCGAUCCUCAAUGCUUUCAAGUAAGAGUUUCACCUCAAAAAUGAUGACAUUUUUAACAUAAAUAUAUGUAGUUUUAUGUCUAAAAUCAUCAAUAAUUUUCUCAUGCAAGAUAAAUGUGGCCAAUUGUCUAAAAUACGUGGUAUUUAGAGCUGCAACGACGAAUGGAAGUCCGAAUUUGAGGCUGUUUUUAAUCUCUCCGUCAAGGACUAUUACGAUUUCCCCUUCCAUCCAAAGAUCCUCGACUACGAGGGCUACGAAAAAUACUGCGACAUCUCCGAAAAACAGACCAAAUGUUUCAUCGACAAGUGUAAUGAUCAGGUAUUACAAUUCGUCUCUGAAAGCUGAAAAAAGAGUUCCUUUUUAGUCCGCGGAUCGCGUCUUCUCCCCAUCCAACUUCCUUUGCAAGUUCAAACGGACAAUGUUCGUGACCGCAAGGCCUUGUCUGGAAGACGCGGAGCCUCUAAAUUUCCUGAAAUGCGAUCAGCAAUGCCACCAAGAGGCCGUGGACGCCGCCGAAAAGGAGAAGAAUCGAAUGUCUCGCGCGAAUUUGGGGAAAGUCUUCUCGGACAAUGAGCUGGACAACUACGAGGCCGAGCUGAGUCUGCUGUGCGGGUUCCAGGAGUGCUAUCAAAGUGGGUUGAAAUGGGUUUUUGCAAAUAUUUUUUCGGGAUUAGCCCGCUAUUUGAGAUACAGUGGCGGACCUGAUCCAUUGGCCAAAAACGUAUCAUUUUGCAUCCGGGAAGUAUCAAAAAUGCAGCAAAAUACCUCCCUCUUCAAGUGAAAACUCCGAUUUGAAAAGCGCGCCCACUCUUUUUGUGAGAGAAAGUGCCAUUCAAAACAAAGUUGUUUCACUUGGAGAGGGAGGCAUUUUGCCACAUUUUUGAUACUUCCCGAAUGCAAAAUGAUACGUUUUUUGCCACUGGAUCAGGUCCCUCACUGUAUGGGCAUUGCCAGAGGCGCAGCGCUGAUUAUGACAAAUUUCAAAAACCCCUUAUAGCUUGCCACGAAGAGAUUGUGAAACAAGUUUGUCCGUCCGCCUUGGCGAACGUGUCCAUCGAGCUGGUGCGGGCUUAUGUUCAGUGGCAUGCGGCGGACAUCUACGAUUGGCAUGUGCUUUCGGAGAACAUUGAGAAGCUGCCGGCGAGUUGUUCUCGACUGACCGGCUAUAAAGGGGAGGACGAAUCGAUUUUGAAGAUCAUGUCAAAUCUCUCGUGA